Molecule: messenger RNA, 2430 nt
Organism: Aureobasidium pullulans EXF-150
Lineage: Eukaryota; Fungi; Ascomycota; Dothideomycetes; Dothideales; Saccotheciaceae
Exons: 1
Coding region: 226-2007 (593 amino acids)
Biological process (GO): synaptonemal complex assembly; replication-born double-strand break repair via sister chromatid exchange; mitotic sister chromatid cohesion
Cellular component (GO): cohesin complex; synaptonemal complex
Molecular function (GO): protein binding; chromatin binding
Source: RefSeq, a predicted model, not a curated record
CUCUAUUCGUCCACACGCGCCAUCUGCUCUGAACCUUUGCGAUACUCCGUCUACGACUCGAUAGACCUACGCGACCGCCGAAAAUCGAACGAAAAGUCUUGCGCCGACUGUGCAUCACACCGCGACAGGCCGAAAAGUUAAAAUCGAGACGCGUCGCGCGUGUCGCUGCCAGUCAACACUGACGCAUCUGCUUGCUGGGCCUACCCACCGCAACACCACAACACCAUGUUUUAUUCCGAAACUCUUCUGUCAAAGACGGGUCCGCUCGCCCGUGUUUGGUUGGCCGCCAACAUCGAGCGCAAAUUGACCAAGAACAACAUCCUGCAAUCAGACAUUGGAAGCAGUGUCCACACCAUCAUCAAGAAUGAUCAUGCUCCUAUCGCUCUGCGCCUCAGCGGUCAGCUUCUGCUCGGUGUCGUCCGUAUCUACAGCAGAAAGGCUAGAUACCUGCUAGACGACUGCAAUGAAGCUCUCAUGAAGAUCAAGCUCGCCUUCCGUCCUGGAAAUGUCGACCUUCCCUCCAACCAAUCGCAUACAGCAAACCCUGCCGCCCUCGUGCUUCCCGACACAAUCACCGAAUUGGAUCUCUUUGCACCAAUGCCCGAUCUCGACGAGCUACUACUCGACAGCACCCCUGGACCUGGUCAAGAUCCCACUCUUCUGGACUGGGGCACUAGUCAACUUCUCCCCGAGAGCAUGGACACUCGUGGAGAUGCCGAUAGAACUCUACAGCUUGAGGAUGAUGAUCUCGGUCUGGACAUUGGCGAAGACAUUACCGAAAGAAGCCCUGAAAUUGGUAGACGCGCCGAGACACCGCGCCCAGAAUUUAACGAUCGAAGCAUGCUCUUCCAGGAUGACUUGGAUCUGGACAUUGGUGAUACCGAGGCCACCAUCGAGAAGGACGUUCCCAUGGCUCCUUUGCCUAUGGAUGAUGACAUCGAGAUGGGCGGUCUCGAUCUCCAAAUCGAAGAGAGCAACCUCGAUGCUUUGAACCGCGCAGAUGUCCGUCGUGAGCGUGAUAGUGUCUCGCCUCUUUCGUCUGUUCGUUCCAGUGUCGAGCGUGAUCUUGAGCAGACCUUCCAGCUCGAACAGCACCCCACCGAAAUUGAGCAAGACGAGACCAUGAUCCAGGCACAGCAGCGUGCCAAGCGCCGCAAGGUUCUUCCUGCUGACCUCAACACCGAACUGCAAAACUCCCAGAUCCGCGCUCAACAAGAGGACCGCAGCAAGAUUCUCAAGGCUCCCGUUUUCCUUCCCAGAGAUCCUGUCCUCCUUGCACUCAUGGAGAUGCAAAAGAACGGCGGUUUCGUCUCCAAUAUUCUGGGUGACGGUCGUAGCAUGGGCUGGGCACCCGAGCUGAGAGGCGUUCUCUCCCUCGAGGUCGUACGCACAGCCGGUGAGCUCAAGCGUAAGAGAGAUAGUGGUCUUCCCCAAAUCGAGAUUCCCGAGGAGGAAGAGGAGGCCAAUGCUCCUGAGGCUGCCACUUCACCUGCACCUGAGGCUUUCCAAGAGCCCACGCUCGGUGCUGAUGACUUCGCUCCUGCAUUUGGUGGUGAUGACUUGCCUUCAAUCAUUGAGCCUGCUCCAGAGGAUGAGAUGGAAGCUUACUCUCCGGCACCUGCUUUCGAUGAGACUACUAUGCCCGUUCUUCACCCUGCCGACUCUGGACCUGUUUCACUCGGCACCAAGCACGCCGUUCAUCUUUUGCGUGAACGUUUCUCAGACGAAUCUGGUGAGCCACCAUCACCCUCAACCCGCGCUCAACGCAGUGUCCUCUUUACCGACUUCUGCCCCGAAGAGCGCACGAGCAAGCAAGACGCCACCAAGAUGUUCUUCGAGGUCCUCGUUCUCGGUACAAAGGACGCCGUGAAAGUGGAGCAAAGCUCGGACGAGCUUGGUGCUCCCCUCCGCAUCCGUGGAAAGAGAGGUCUCUGGGGCGAUUGGGCAGAGAUGGGUGCCGGCGGCGAGAUUGCAAGCCAGCGUCCCGAGGUUGCUGUCACGAUUUGAUGGCCUAUUCUAUCUUACGUUGCGACGUCCUGAAGUGAUUUCCAAGCGUUUUGAUGGUUUGGCGUUGAUGGCGUUCCCAAGGGUAUAAUCGAUUUUGAUGGCUUGAUUUGCAAAAGGCACGGGGAUCUUAUCAUGCUUGUUGAGCGAGCAUUGAUACGCGUAGUAUGCGCAGCUAUUAGGGCAGUGCAGGGCUACUCGGAGCCUAGUUUCUUGGUUUCUUGAUGGCCUUCUUUGCAAUUCGCAGCCCUUGUCCAUCGAUAGCAUGCGGCAGAGUUAUAGGGCACCCUUUUUCAUUAGUUUAGCUGUCAAGUUAGAGUAGAAAGUUUAACCAAGUCCAGUUUGGCACCAAACACUUUGCGGCGUGCGCGGAAGACGGAAGCCACCCGCUCCGUACCUGCAGCUUCUUAAUUUUGAGCACACUUG